Molecule: messenger RNA, 1452 nt
Organism: Miscanthus lutarioriparius
Lineage: Eukaryota; Viridiplantae; Streptophyta; Magnoliopsida; Poales; Poaceae
Source: the annotation of a GenBank genome assembly
AUGGAGAAGACGACGACGCUGGUCCUGUACCCGGGCUUCGGCGUCGGCCACCUCUCGCCGAUGCUCGAGCUAUCCAAGCUGCUCCUCCGCCACGGCGGUGGCGCCGCGCUCGACGUCGUCGUCGUGCUCGUCCAGUCGCCGUUCGGGGACCCCAGCUUCGACGACACGGUGGCGCGCGCCAAGGCCGCCAACACGUCCGUGGACUUCCACGUCCUCCCCUCCCCAAAGCUACCACCAGCCCCCGACGGCGAGCAGGAGCAGGCCCACGACCACAUCGCCCAGAUGUUCGGCUUCCUCCGCGCCACCAACGCGCCGCUCCGCGACUUCCUCCUCCGCUCGCUCUCGGCGUCGUCGUCCUCGUCCCGCUCCCGCUCCGUCCGCUGCGCGCUCGUGCUCGACACGUUCUGGGCCCACGCGCUCGACGUCGCGGCGGAGCUCGCCGUGCCGGCCUACUUCUUCUCCUCCACGGGCGCGUCCAGCCUCGCCCUCCCCGGCAUGCGGGGAACCCUGGGCGCGGCGGGAUUCGGGGAGCUCAGUGACGCCGUCCUGACGUUCGCGGGCGUACCUCCGCUCAAGGCCUCGGAGCUGCCCCAGCUGAUCCGCGACGACGGCGCCGCGUGCAAGGCCAGCCUCGGCCUGGCUUCCCGGAUGCCGGAGGCUCGCGGGAUCUUGCUGAAUUCCUUCGAGUCGCUGGAGCCGCGCGCCGUGCGCGCGCUCAGGGACGGCUUGUGCGUCCCCGGACGCGACAUGCCUCCGGUCUACUGCGUCGGGCCGCUGGUCUCGCCCGGCGGAGACAUGAACCACGGAUGCCUCCGGUGGAUGGACGCGCAGCCGGACCGCAGCGUCGUGUUCCUCUGCUUCGGGAGCAUGGGUGCGUUCCCAAAGAGCCAGCUUAAGGAGAUGGCCGUCGGGCUGGAGAGCUCUGGGCAGAGGUUUCUCUGGGUCGUGCGGAGCCCACGCGGCCCCGGAGAGCCGGCCGACGACCUCGACGUCGAUCUCAACGUGCUCCUCCCGGACGGGUUCCUGGAGCGGACCAGGGACAGAGGUCUCGUCGUCAAGUCCUGGGCGCCGCAGGUGGACGUGUUGCAGCACCGCGCGGCCGGCGCGUUCGUGACGCACUGCGGGUGGAACUCGACGCUGGAAGGCGUCACGGCGGGCCUGCCGCUGCUGUGCUGGCCACUGUACGCGGAGCAGGGGCUCAACAAGGUGUUCGCCGUGGAGGAGAUGCGGCUCGGGGUGGAGGUGAGGAAGAGCCGCGUCGGGGAUGAGGACGUGGUGAAGGCCGAGGAGGUGGAAGCCAAGGUGAGGUGGGUGAUGGAGGAGUCCGACGGCGCGCGGGCGCUCAGGGAGCGCGCGGCGGCGGCGAGGGACCGAGCGGCCCAGGCGCUGGCGGAAGGAGGGCCGUCGCAUGCGGCUUUCCUGGGGUUCCUCGAGGAUUUGGAGGCCCGGUAA